AUGGCUGCGCACAAGAAAAUGCCAGAUUUCGAUGUCAUCAUUAUUGGUGCAGGCAUAUCUGGCAUUAAUUUCGCAUACCGUAUGCAAGAGCGAAACCCAGAGCUCAGUUACUGUAUCCUCGAUGGCCGACACGAAAUUGGAGGGACUUGGAGCUUAUUUCAGUAUCCGGGUUUUAGAUCAGACUCAGACCUCUAUACGUUCAGUUUUGCGUGGCGCCCUUGGACAGGGAAGAAUUCCAUUGUUCAUGGCUCUAUCAUUCGCCAGUACCUUGAAGACUCGGCCGCCCAAGAGGGCAUCGAUAAGAAGAUACGCUUUCGCCACAAGGUGAACAAGUUGAAUUGGUCAUCCUCGCCUAAUAUGUGGGAUUGUGAAAUUACCGUCAAUGACACGGAAAAGAUGUCUUUGAGGUCUCGUUUCAUCUUCCUUGGCACAGGCUACUAUGACUACGAGGAACCUCUACCCGCGGACAUUCCUGGGAUACACAAUUUCCAAGGCAAGGUCGUUCACCCCCAGUUUUGGCCUGAUGAUCUCGACUACGCCGAUAAACGGGUUGUUGUUAUCGGAUCUGGUGCUACCGCUAUCACACUACUUCCCUCCCUCGCCACAAGUGCUGCGCACGUAACCAUGCUCCAGCGCUCACCAACUUACAUCGCGUCCCUUCCCACCCUAGGAGUUUUUGAAGCCAUUGUUUUGAAGAUACUGCCUAGUUUUAUGGCACAUCGAAUCAUACGUCUUAAAUGGAUCCUUUUCUCAUUAUUCAUGGUGUCGAUGUGCCAUCAUUUCCCUCGUUUAGCCAAGUCUUUCUUCCUCAGUGGAACAGCCAAACUUUUGCCCCCAGGCAUGAGCCUAGAGCCAGACUUUGUGCCUUCUUAUAAUCCGUGGGAUCAGCGCUUGUGUCUUUGUCCUAACGGCGAUUUUUACGCCGCAAUUCGGAGCGGAAAAGCAAGCAUUCAUACCGGUAUAAUUGAAACGAUUACUGCGUCUAGCAUAACCCUCGCCUCUGGAAAAGAGCUCCAUCCCGACAUCAUCGUGACAGCGACUGGGCUCAAGCUACGCUUGGCAGGCGGUAUCGCCAUUACUGUCGACGGCGAGCCGUAUAGAUUAUCGGACAACUUUACUUGGCGGACUGCCAUGGUGGAAGGUCUGCCUAACUUAGUGCUGUCAAUCGGAUACACCAACGCAAGCUGGACACUGGGCACAGACUCAACGGCAAAUUUAGCGUGUCGUUUGCUGAACCGGAUGAGGAAACAUGGCUUAUCGGUAAUUGUGCCGCGAAUGACCGCGGAAGAGAGGAAGCACUUAGAAGAACGUCCAUUUUUGGCAUUAUCUGCAACCUAUGUGAAGAAAGGGGGAGAUGUGUUUCCUAAGACUGCAUCUACGGCUCCGUGGCAGCCGCGUUCGUACUAUUGGAGGGAUCUAGCAAUCGCGCGAUGGGGCGAUAUCAAGAAAGGCAUGGAGUGGUUGAGAUAG
Molecule: messenger RNA, 1470 nt
Organism: Penicillium pulvis
Lineage: Eukaryota; Fungi; Ascomycota; Eurotiomycetes; Eurotiales; Aspergillaceae
Product: flavin-containing monooxygenase
Exons: 2
Coding region: 1-1470 (489 amino acids)
Source: RefSeq, a predicted model, not a curated record